Diaporthe citri is the source of this 465-nucleotide messenger RNA. RefSeq lists its product as uncharacterized. The record is from RefSeq and is a predicted model, not a curated record. Lineage: Eukaryota; Fungi; Ascomycota; Sordariomycetes; Diaporthales; Diaporthaceae. The transcript has 2 exons. Bases 1 to 465 code for a protein of 154 amino acids.
AUGAAUCUCCUGUCGGCUCUGGCCUGCCUUCUCGCCAGCUCGGCAUGCGCCGCAGCCUCGCCCCCCGCGGGCGUCAACGACAAGGAUUGUCGUGCGGUCCACAACGUCACCAAGAGCGACGUCGACAGGUUCCUGGGCUUCCAAUUUGACCUGCCUACCCUGUGUGGGGUCACAGACCUGCCCGAGGAGGCGAUCGUCGACCUGCAGCUCUGUCACAAGCGCGGGCCCGCCGGCGGCGGCACCCGCGGGCCGGCCUUCGAGUUCAGCUCAGAAAGCUCGGCCGCGAUGCGGAGGAUGAGCUACGGAGGAGGUGGCCCAUCCGCGCACGGCCGAGGGACACGCCAGACGAAAACAGCGCUCGAAUCGCCCGGAGACUUCGAUGGCACUGAUUACGAGUUCGAAAACUGGAUGCUGGUUGACGCAGAUGGCCUUUGUGGAGUUGGCUUUUGGGUCUUCAAGUCGUGA